Apaloderma vittatum (bar-tailed trogon) is the source of this 969-nucleotide messenger RNA. RefSeq names its product solute carrier family 22 member 13-like. Bases 1 to 969 code for a protein of 322 amino acids. Gene Ontology annotation, molecular function: transmembrane transporter activity. The transcript has 6 exons. Gene Ontology annotation, cellular component: membrane. Gene Ontology annotation, biological process: transmembrane transport. NCBI's taxonomy places the organism in Eukaryota, Metazoa, Chordata, Aves, Trogoniformes, Trogonidae. The record is from RefSeq and is a predicted model, not a curated record.
AUGGCUGAGUUUGGAGAUUUUAUAACUGCUCUGGGGGAGUUUGGGCUCUAUCAGAAAUUGCUAACACUGUUGCUGUCCCUUCCGCUACUUCUCAAUUCUUUCCAAAUGAUUGGCCAAGUGUUCAUGGUUGUGGAUGUGCCCCAUCACUGCAACACCAGCUGGAUCCUUGCCAUCGCCCCCAACCUGACGGAGGAAGAGCAGCUGAACCUCACUCUGCCCCGGGAUGCGGAUGGGGCAUACGAGCAGUGCUCCAUGUACUCGCCAGUGGACUGGGACCUCGACUCCAUCGUGACGUACGGCCUGAACGCCACGGAGAAAUGCCGCAGUGGCUGGGUGUACUCUGCAGAUCAGCCACCGUCCCUGCUGACCGAGUUUGACCUGGUGUGCGACAGGAAGGACCUGACCGACAUCUCCCAGUCUAUCUAUAUGGCAGGGCUUCUCAUAGGAUCCAUGAUCUUUGGGACACUAUGUGACAGGAUCGGCCGCCGGCCAGUGUUUCUGAUCGCCAUCCUGCUCCAGGGUUUGUUCGGUCUAGGAGUUGCCUUUGUGCCCCAUUUCUACGUGUAUAUUGCCUUCAGGUUUGUCGUGGGAACAGCGGUGUCAGCAAUCCUGAUUACUUCCUUGGCCUUGGCUACAGAAUGGGUUGGUGCCUCCUACCGACCAAGGGCAGUGCUGAUUACUCAUUGCUGCCUCGCCCUCGGACAGGUAAUUUUGGCUGGCUUGAGUUACGGCAUUCGCAAUUGGAGGCUGCUGGAGAUUGCAGGAUCGGCUCCAAUGUUUGCUCUUUUCUUCUACUUCUGGGUGCUACCAGAAUCAGCUCGGUGGCUGGUGAUAAAAGGCAGAGUAGAAGAAGCUAAGAAGGUCCUGCAGAAGGCAGCAUCCGUCAACAAGCGCACUCUCCCACCAGGAAUGCUUGAGCAGCUACGUUGCACAGAGACAAGGUCAGGGAAGAGGCGCAGCUGCUGCUGA